GUCACCUAACCAGUGUUCCUAGCCUGGCUACUCAUUAGAGCUAUCUGGGAUGCUUAGAGUGCUGAUGCCCCAGACCUCAACUUCAGGCAUUCUCAUUCAAUCUGUGGGAGGAUUAGGCCUAGACAUUGUUUUUGUAAAAGCUCCCUUGGAGAUUCUAAACCAUAGCCAGGGUUGAGAACCAUUUCCCUAAAACAAAGGGCUCAGCUUCAGCACGUAUAACCACUGAAAUACUGAUAACUAGGUCUGACCCUGGGAUUCUAAUUUUAUUGGUCUGGAAUGAGGCUGGGCGUCAGGAUUUCUAAAAGCUCCCAAGAGAUUCUAAUGUGCAGCCGGCCUGAAAAGCAGUGUCCUAGACCAACUAUUUCAUUUUGCAGAUGGGAAACUGAGGCCCACAGAAGGGAAAGUCUUUGUCCAAGGUCACACAGCAAAUGAGUGAAUGCAGAGUAUUCCUUUUCUCACACUACAGGACACAAAGCACUAGAUUCUUUUAGUGGUAUCUCUGAUCACUUGCUUCCAUACACGUGAUCUCAUCUAACUCUUACAACUUCUGCUGGGGUAGUAGGCGGUCAUCACCUCCGCCUUACAGAUGAGAAUAUCAAGGAACAAAACUGUUCAGAUGACUUGCCCAAGGUAAAGGCAAGAACCUAGAAUAACCAGUUCCUGGUCCAGCACUCUUUUAACCUCAUCCCAUUGUCAUAUUCAGGUUCUAGAAUGAACAGGUCAAUGCUGUGAGGUGGGUUUCAGGUGUAAAGAGAAGGGACUAUGAGGUAACAUUCUAGAAGGAUGGAGAGAGUAGGACAGGAGGCAGACAACUGUUCCCUCACAAAUAGGGGCUUCGGGGUAGCCAUGUCCUAUUUCAUGUCUCCACAAACUCAUCCGGGUCUUCUGCCUUCCGGCCAAGGUGAGAGAGGGGCACUUGGAACUGGAGGGAGUAUGGCAACUUCCCCCGAGAACCUGAUUCCUGGCUCUGGGGAGGUGGAGCUUCUGCUGGGUAUUUUUGGGCUGGCCCUGGAGUCAGUUCUCUUUGAAGAAAAGCCAUUCCAAAAGUCCUUGCCAAUACCUACCCACUUGCUCACUCAUUCAUUCAACAAACACUUCUCCAUCACUUAGUAUUAGGGACUGGGGGUGUGGAUAUGAGUAAAACAUAGUCCCCAACUGCUAGACAGCCGUCUUGGGCUGGUCUUAAUUGCUCCUGCUCCCAAUGAUCUGCCCCUCAGGGCCUCCACAAAGAGACCAAGAAUAACAUUCCAUCUCAUUCCUAUCUCUGCAGGUGGGGCUGCUUCUCCGGGCUCAUCCCUUGGCCUCUAUAGUCCUGCAGAGCCAAUGGUGGUGGCCUCUAGUGGACUAGGCCCACUGAGCCAGGAAGCUGAGCAGGUGGCACGUGCUGCCCAGGCCUGGAGCCCGGCCCUGGCAGUGCCAGAAGCCAGGGGCUGCCCUGGGGGGGUUGGCUGGGAGACACUGCGGCAGAAGGAGUAUGGCCGAUACUGCCACAAAUUCCCCCAUGCAAGGCAGCCGGAGAACCUGGGCUGGGAGGAUGGCUGCUCCAGCAGCAGAGAUCCCCACCGGGGUAGCCCCAGCAGGCCUGGACCCCUGCUACUGUGUGGGCUGUCACCAGGGGUUCUGCCGAUGCCCUCUGAGACAGGCGGGAAGGAAGCCAGCUCCCAGCCUGACAUCUGCAUCCUUACCCUGGCCAUGAUGAUCGCUGGCAUCCCCACCGUGCCUGUCCCAGGCCUGCGGGAAGAGGACCUGAUUCGGGCGGCUCAAGCUUUCAUGAUGGCCCAUCCGGAGCCAGAGGGGGCUGUGGAGGGGGUGCAGUGGGAGCAGGCACAAGCCCACAGAGCCUCUGGGCACAUGGCCCUAGGGAGAUCCAGGAGGGGCCAGCCUCCUGGCUCCUGCUUGUAGCUGGAUGAAAUUGCACCAGACACAUAGGGUGGCUUCUCCGUAUGGUUUUUGGGCAGACAGGGUUGGGGGUGCCUAUGGCAGGGGAGGGGAUAGGGUGGUUGUUUGAGCCACUCUGACGAACACCAGUCCUUCAUCAGGGCCCAGACACCAGGAAGUUUCUCCAGAUACCAGGAAGCCAGGAGACAGUCUUGUGAGAGUAGUAAUGAUGAAAAUUACCUGUGGUAGGGGCCCUGCUUGGAGAGUCGAGGCUUCUUUUGUAUCAUUUUGGGACCUGAUCAAAAUUCCUUGUACAAAGUCCUAGGCAAUGUGAAUUUUCCUCUUGCCUUACAUUUCCCAGCCUACUGAGUGCAGGUGAUGGGACCAUCAGCAAGGAAGGAAAAUUAACAUUUAUCUGAGCACCCACUGGGUGUCAGGCCCAUUAUAUGCCCAUUUUCCUUUAAACUUACCAAUGCUGUGGGGAUCCCCUUUUUUACAGAUGAACAAACUGAGGCUUAGAGAGGCGACUUGCCCGAAGUCUCAUAGCUAGUAAAAAGGAGAACCAGGGGCUGGCCUGGUGGCACAGUGGUUGGAUUUGCAUGCUCUGCUUCGGUGGUCUGGGGUGAAUGGGUUUGGAUCCUGGGUGCAGACCUACAGACCGUUUGU
Equus quagga is the source of this 2544-nucleotide messenger RNA. RefSeq names its product spermatogenesis associated 25 (gene SPATA25). Gene Ontology annotation, biological process: spermatogenesis. NCBI's taxonomy places the organism in Eukaryota, Metazoa, Chordata, Mammalia, Perissodactyla, Equidae. The coding region runs from base 1324 to 1902 and encodes 192 amino acids. The transcript has a single exon. The record is from RefSeq and is a predicted model, not a curated record.